Molecule: messenger RNA, 1115 nt
Organism: Strongylocentrotus purpuratus (purple sea urchin)
Lineage: Eukaryota; Metazoa; Echinodermata; Echinoidea; Camarodonta; Strongylocentrotidae
Gene: c5orf49
Exons: 3
Coding region: 119-547 (142 amino acids)
Source: RefSeq, a predicted model, not a curated record
GCCGCAGAAUUCAGUAGUACAGUAUUGAAACUGGUGGAGUGAAGACUGAUAUUUUGAUAGGGAAGACUGGAGUACGAUCUGCAUUUUCGUUAAAACAUUGCUCUAAUUGCGGCUAAAAAUGGAGUCAGAACAGUCGACAAGAAAGUCUCUCAAAGAGUAUCCUGGUUUGAUGGAAAAUGGUCACCCUCUCGCUGCAAAAUCAUCGUUUUGUUACGUUCCUACGACAAGAAAUGAUCCUGCCGAUAUGAAUGCCUUCAACAGUAAAGUGGCGCCCAAGGGCCAUUCCACAUAUGACCGACUAUUCAACCAGACGGAGGGAUAUAACAACAAGCUUCAUCGAUGCGACAGGGAACAUGCCAAGUCAAAGGGGCUCACAGUCAAUGAUGAGGAAAAGGUGAAAGUCACACCCACUUUGGCGUCAUCAGUCUACGGUCAUAAGCUAGAACAGUUUGUGGAUCCUCCUGGUCGUGCUCACGUGCGUGUCGGUCACGUCAACUCUGAAUUCUACAGGCGGACAGGGAUCAACAUAGCAACAAGCGAAUAUUGAUGGAGGACUUAAACAGGUUCUUGCUAUCACUUGAACUUGAACUUUGAAGUUGACAAAAGACAAUAUGAAAAAGACUGCAGAUGGGAGACAAUUUACCAGGCAAGGCUGUCACCAUUUUCAGAUCUUUCAUAAUAGCUCACUCAUUCGGAUCAAGGGAAAUUAGCCCUAUCACAGAGAGGUCAAGUUCUUCUGUCAAGAUUCAAAUAGUGGGCUAUUUUUGCUUUUGUGCUUGUCAAGCAAUUAUUUUACCUGAGGAGACUAGGGCUUGUUUAUGAAAUGGCUCACUGUUUGGCUAAUUAGCUGGCUAAUUUGUCGAUGAAAAGUUGAAAACCCACUCCUGCUCUGUAGCUCGGGCUGAUUUCUCAAGUUAGAUUUUGGCUUAUAAUGGAAAACACAGAACUUCAAACCAAGGCUAUUUUUCUCAAGAAUUGCUGAUUUCUGUCUAAUAAAUCAUGAACUCAAGUUAAUGGAAAAAAAAUUCACAGUUAUACAGCUACUGAAACACUGGCUGUGUAUUUGAGUUGGUUUUUUAUGAUUUUUUUUUCUCAAAUGAUGAGGGUACAGUAAA